CGGAGGGUUUAUAUUCCUGCUCAGACUCCAGCCUCGGUCAGAUCCAGCUCUGCCUGCAGUGCAGACUCCACUUAGACUGCUCAGAUAUUCAGAAUCAGGAGCUGCAGAGUUAAAGGCUUCAGGAUCUGCUGAAGAGGACGUCAGUGCAACAGCUGGAGCCAGUCCGAUGGCUCCUUCCAGAAGCUUGUUUCUGCUGCAGCUCCUCGGCUGCAUCAGCGCCGGCCUGGCCUGUUUCUGUGAACGAUACCAGUGGAGCUCCUGGUCCAGCUGCUCCAGAACCUGCAACCACGGCACCCAGCAGAGGCAAAGGCAGUUUAGGUUCGACGAUUAUUACUGGAAGAGCAGCUGCCACCAGCUAUGUGACAGGGUGGACACUAGGGCCUGCAACGAUCAGGCCUGUCCCAUCAACUGCCUGCUGACUGAGUUCGGUUCGUGGUCCGAGUGUUCGCCGUGCGCCAAGAAACAGCUUCGGACCCGGUCCGUCCUGAGACCCUCCCAGUUCGGCGGCUCGGACUGCAGCCCGGAGCUGACGGAGGAGAGGCCUUGUUUCCCCUCCACAGAGUGCAGGUUGGCGGCCGUCGAGUGCAGAGACGACUUCAAGUGUGACAACGGUCGCUGCAUCAACUCGACUCUGACGUGCAACAAGCAGAACGACUGUGGAGAUAAUUCUGACGAGAAAGACUGCGGCAACGUACAACCCGUGUGUCCAGUUGAGAAAGCGGUGGCUCCCGGAGCCGACCUGGUGGGAAACGGGUUCGACGCUCUGGCAGACGAACCGAGGGGAGCCGUGCUGGACAACAUGUUUAUGGGAGGAAGCUGCAUUAUUAGGAGGCCUAAGACCACCUUGCUGUACCAUCGGGUUCCCUACAACUUUGAGAACUUUGAGAUCAAGGUCGGACAAGUAGAGGACUUCAGCAUCGAGCCACAGCAGCUACACACCGAGCCCAUCGAUUUCCAGGCGUCCAGUUCAUCACCUGACAGCCACACGGCAUAUGACAGCAGCUUCCUAGUCCCCAUCUUCUACUUCAAUAGGAGGAGUGGGUCACAGGUCAGCUCUCACAAGGAGGCUUUUGAAGCUUCAAAGAAAAAGGACUCCAAAUUUUUCCGAGUACAUCAGGUUCUUCCACUGUCCACAUUCAAGGUGAAGGAACCAGGCGAUCUCGUCCUGUCCUUGCCUUUCCGCCAGUUCCUUCACGCGCUCCCACUCGACUACAACUACGCCCUCUACAGGGACAUCUUCCAGCGCUUCGGGACGCACUACUACGGCUCAGGAACCCUUGGAGGCCACUAUGACCUGCUGUACCAGUACAGCCGAGAGGAGCUCAAAAGUUCAGGUGAAACCGAAGAGCGCAUUAGAGGCUGCCUGAACCGAGAGACCAGCUGGUCCAUCAUCCUCUACUCCCAACAUAGCAGCGCAAACCGGUGCUCCGACAACAGGAUGACUCAGAAAUAUCAAGGUUCGUACAUUCAGUCAGCAGAGAAGUCUUUCUCUAUGGUGAAAGGAGGUCGGACCCGAGAGGCAGCAGCUCUGGCCUGGGAGAGGCAGGGUUCCACUCCGGACAAAAAAUCCUUUAAGAACUGGGCCAUGUCUGUUCUUGAAAACCCUGCCGUGGUCGACUACAAGCUGCUUCCCAUCAUAGAUCUGGUUCGGGGGAUUCCCUGCGCUGCCACGAAGAGGAGGCACCUGAGGAAGGCCCUGCUGCAGUACCUGGAGGAGUUCGAUACCUGCAAAUGCUCUCCUUGUCCCAACAACGCCAGGCCGGUCCUGUCCGGCACCGAGUGCAAGUGCGUUUGCCAGACGGGAACCUUUGGCACCAACUGCGAGAUACGAGCUCCUGACUACACUUCAGAGGCUGUGGACGGUUACUGGAGCUGCUGGAGGCCGUGGACUCGAUGCGGAGCCUCCAUGAAACGAUAUCGGACCAGGCGGUGCGAUAACCCCGCCCCCCUCAGAGGAGGUCGACCCUGCGCCGGGCCGAGCAGACAGGAAGAACCCUGUCACAUCUCCAUCUUCCAGAAACAGGAGACUUGUGACGGCGACGACGACUUCACCGUCGGCUGGAGGGACGAGCUUCCUCCCGGUGUUCAGGGAUGUCUGAGGCCACAAAAACCAGCCAACAGCUUCCUGAGGAAAGCGAAACAAUAUUAUAGCUUCGGCGAGGACGAGGAGUUCGAGUGCUUCACUGGAUUCGAACUGGAGGGUUUCCAGUUCAUCAACUGUCUGCCUGACGGGACCUGGAGUCAGCCGAGUGGAAAAUGCAUCAGGAAGAUCUGUCUUCCUCCGGACGUCCCAGACGGCAUGACGCUGGUCCCCAGCAAAGAGGAGUACAAAGUGGACGAGUCUGUGGGUGUGAACUGCGAUCAGGCCGGUCUGUCUCCGCUGCCUCGAGGCUUUUAUAAAUGCAGCGACCGUCUCACCUGGGAGCCUCCGUUACCUGCCGACCUGCGCUGCACCAACGACGAACCAUUUGUUCCCGAGGCUCAGUGUGGUCCAGGAGAGAGGCUGCAGGGAUCCACAUGUGUUUGUAUCCAGCGGGAGAGCUGCCUCUCUCAACCGGAGAAUCUCUGCAUCCUGAACUUGGACGUCGGCGUCACCGUGUCGAUGUCGCUCUGCUCCUUCCACGCCGGUCGUUGCCACGGUGACCCGCUCUUCUUCGUCAGCAACGGCGCCUGCGGUCCGGCCGACCAGGCCAAACUGGAGUGGGCCAAGUUCAGAGCCACGAUGUCCUCCAGCAGCUCUGUGCAGGAGCCCUGUGAUCUGGACACCUGCUACGAGUGGGAAACCUGCUCAGUGUUGAAGGAGUGCCGGUGCAGAGCUGCCCGGGAUUGUCCCAAAGUGAAAACCCACAUGUUCUGCGUGAACCUGAUGAGAACCCAGCGGAAUCGCACCUUGGAUCUCUGCACUAUGACCGCCUUCAAGUGUGCAAGUUAUCAGUUGCAAAUCGUCAACGAAGGCGUCUGUGCGUCCACAUGAUCCCAAUGACGCUGAACCAAAAAAGUGCUUAAAAAGUAAAGGCUGCUGGAGAAACUGUGAAAAUCACUACAGGCUUUAAAAUACAUUCAUGCUAGAAUUACUUUGUGUGCAUCAGAACGACAGAUUUAGAAACGUUACAUUUAUGAAAGCAAACAGACAAGCAGGUGUGUCGCUGAAGCAUCAAACACAAAGAGCAGGUGGUUUGUGGGUACUUUCACUUUGCUAUUUUCCAAACAGACACUAGAUGGCAGCUUGAGGCAGCAAAGUGACGCGACUUUAACUCGACUCUCGGCAGAUUUUGAGGAGCCUCUGAUUGCAGAUCACAUUUAUUUUUCCUAAAGAAAAUGUCUGGGACUCGGAGUUGGAACGUUUCUGCAGCUUGGAUCAUCAUGAAGCUCCUCCCAGUUGAGUCUAAAUGUUCAAACUGUGUUACGAAAUUUCUGCUUUUUCAAUAAAAGUUGACAGUUAAA
This is a messenger RNA of Stegastes partitus (bicolor damselfish), 3444 nucleotides long. RefSeq names its product complement component 6, duplicate 2 (gene c6.2). The record is from RefSeq and is a predicted model, not a curated record. Bases 167 to 2974 code for a protein of 935 amino acids. Gene Ontology annotation, cellular component: membrane attack complex. Gene Ontology annotation, molecular function: protein binding. Lineage: Eukaryota; Metazoa; Chordata; Actinopteri; Pomacentridae. Gene Ontology annotation, biological process: complement activation. The transcript has 18 exons.